Molecule: messenger RNA, 729 nt
Organism: Procambarus clarkii (red swamp crayfish)
Lineage: Eukaryota; Metazoa; Arthropoda; Malacostraca; Decapoda; Cambaridae
Source: RefSeq, a predicted model, not a curated record
AUGAAGACCUUCCGCGCAUGUAUGCAGACCCUCCGCACAUGUAUGCAGACCCUCCGCGCAUGUAUGCAGACCCUCCGCGCAUGUAUGAAGACCCUCCGCGCAUGUAUGAAGACCCUCCGCGCAUGUAUGAAGACCCUCCGCGCAUGUAUGCAGACCCUCCGAAACAUGUAUGCAGACCCUCCGCGCAUGUAUGAUGACCCUCCGCGCAUGUAUGCAGACCCUCCGCGCAUGUAUGCAGACCCUCCGCGCAUGUAUGAACACCCUCCGCGCAUGUAUGAAGACCCUCCGCGCAUGUAUGCAGACCCUCCGCGCAUGUAUGCAGACCCUCCGCGCAUGUAUGCAGACCCUCCGCGCAUGUAUGCAGACCCUCCGCGCAUGUAUGAUGACCCUCCGCGCAUGUAUGAUGACCCUCCGCGCAUGUAUGAUGACCCUCCGCGCAUGUAUGCAGACCCUCCGCGCAUGUAUGAUGACCCUCCGCGCAUGUAUGAUGACCCUUCGCGCAUGUAUGAUGAAACUCCGCGCAUGUAUGAACACCCUCCGCGCAUGUAUGAACACCCUCCGCGCAUGUAUGCAGACCCUCCGCGCAUGUAUGCAGACCCUCCGCGCAUGUAUGAUGACCCUCCGCGCAUGUAUGAUGACCCUCCGCGCAUGUAUGAACACCCUCCGCGCAUGUAUGAACACCCUCCGCGCAGUUGCCAACGCUCGUCUAGCUUACUGUACCAAGCGUGA